Balaenoptera ricei (Rice's whale) is the source of this 3879-nucleotide messenger RNA. It is a transcript of the gene HDAC5, whose product is annotated as histone deacetylase 5. Gene Ontology annotation, molecular function: histone deacetylase activity. The coding region runs from base 377 to 3793 and encodes 1138 amino acids. Gene Ontology annotation, cellular component: histone deacetylase complex. Gene Ontology annotation, biological process: negative regulation of transcription by RNA polymerase II; chromatin organization. NCBI's taxonomy places the organism in Eukaryota, Metazoa, Chordata, Mammalia, Artiodactyla, Balaenopteridae. The record is from RefSeq and is a predicted model, not a curated record. The transcript has 25 exons.
UGCCAGCUGCCGGCGGCUCAUUCGGGAAGGAGGAGCAGGGAGCCGGGCCCAGAGCUGUCACCCAGGGCUGGGAGGGAACACAGAGAGCCCGCCUGCCUGCUCAGCUCCCCUUCCUGUCCCCUGAGUGCUCAGCCAUACCCCGCUCCUGGGAGCUCUGGAAGGGCCAGUGGUCGGAUGCCCCUCUAGCAGGGAGCUGGGCCUGUGGCUCCGGGGCUCCUGGCUCCUCCUGCCGCCUGGAGUGCCCAGGCCGGAUGAGGCACCUCCCCACAGCGCGGGUCCCAGCAGCAGUGGCCUGAGGGAGCCCCUGAGCAGCGAGGGCCCCGCCCAGCCACCUUCCCUUUGGCCGACUCCCGCCUCAGGCGGCCCCCUGCCGGGCAUGCUGCUGGUGCCCAAGGCUCAGGGGCUUGUGGAGAUGCUGCAGACCAUCUAUGAGACGGAAUCCUGUUUCUCAGCAGAUGGGAUGCCAGGCCGGGAACCAUCCUUGGAAAUCCUGCCUCGGACCCCUCUACAUGGCCUCCCUGUGGCAGUGGAGGUGAAGCCGGUGCUGCCAGGAGCCAUGCCCAGCUCCAUGGGGGGCGGGGGAGGAGGCAGCCCCAGCCCCGUGGAGCUGCGGGGUGCGCUGGCAGGCCCCGUGGACCCCGCGCUGCGGGAGCAGCAGCUACAACAGGAGCUCCUGGCGCUCAAGCAGCAGCAGCAGCUGCAGAAGCAGCUCCUGUUCGCUGAGUUCCAGAAACAGCACGACCACCUGACCCGGCAGCAUGAGGUCCAGCUGCAGAAGCACCUCAAGCAGCAGCAGGAGAUGCUGGCGGCCAAGAGGCAGCAGGAGCUGGAGCAGCAGCGGCAGCGGGAGCAGCAGCGGCAGGAGGAGCUGGAGAAGCAGCGGCUGGAGCAGCAGCUGCUCAUCCUGCGAAACAAGGAGAAGAGCAAAGAGAGUGCCAUCGCCAGCACUGAGGUGAAGCUGAGGCUCCAGGAAUUCCUCUUGUCGAAGUCAAAGGAGCCCACACCGGGCGGCCUCAACCAUUCCCUCCCACAGCAUCCCAAAUGCUGGGGAGCCCACCAUGCUUCUUUGGACCAGAGUUCCCCUCCCCAGAGCGGCCCCCCUGGGACGCCUCCCUCCUACAAACUGCCUUUGCUUGGGCCCUACGACAGCCGCGAUGACUUCCCCCUCCGCAAAACAGCCUCCGAACCCAACUUAAAAGUACGUUCGAGGCUAAAGCAGAAGGUGGCCGAGCGGAGAAGCAGUCCCCUCCUGCGUCGCAAGGACGGGACUGUCAUUAGCACCUUUAAGAAGAGAGCUGUUGAGAUCACAGGUGCCGGGCCUGGAGCGGCAGCCGUGUGUAACAGCGCGCCAGGCUCCGGCCCCAGCUCUCCUAACAGCUCCCACAGCACCAUCGCCGAGAAUGGCUUUACUGGCUCAGUCCCCAACAUCCCCACCGAGAUGCUCCCCCAGCACCGGGCCCUCCCUCUGGACAGCUCCCCCAACCAGUUCAGCCUCUACACGUCUCCCUCUCUGCCCAACAUCUCCCUAGGGCUGCAGGCCACGGUCACUGUCACCAACUCGCACCUCACCGCCUCCCCGAAGCUUUCGACGCAGCAGGAGGCCGAGAGGCAGGCCCUCCAGUCCCUGCGGCAGGGUGGUGCACUGACGGGCAAGUUCAUGAGCACAUCCUCUAUCCCCGGCUGCCUGCUGGGCGUGGCACUGGAGGGCGACACCAGCCCCCACGGGCAUGCCUCCCUGCUGCAGCAUGUGCUGCUGCUGGAGCAGGCGCGGCAGCAGAGCACCCUCAUUGCGGUGCCGCUCCACGGGCAGUCCCCGCUGGUGACGGGUGAGCGCGUGGCUACCAGCAUGCGGACGGUGGGCAAGCUCCCUCGGCACCGGCCCCUGAGCCGCACUCAGUCCUCGCCGCUGCCCCAGAGCCCCCAGGCCCUGCAGCAGCUGGUCAUGCAGCAGCAGCACCAGCAGUUCCUAGAGAAGCAGAAGCAGCAGCAGCUGCAGCUGGGCAAGAUCCUCACCAAGACUGGGGAGCUGCCACGGCAGCCCACCACCCACCCCGAGGAGACAGAGGAGGAGCUGACAGAGCAGCAGGAGGCCUUCCUGGGGGAGGGAGCCCUGACCAUACCCCGAGAAGGCUCCACGGAGAGUGAGAGCACACAGGAAGACCUGGAGGAGGAGGAAGAGGAGGAGGAGGAGGAGGAAGAGGAGGAGGAGGAGGAGGAGGAGGACUGCAUCCAGGUCAAGGAUGAGGAGGGCGAGAGUGGUGCUGAGGAGGGGCCCGACUUGGAGGAGUCCAGUGCUGGUUACAAAAAGGUGUUUGCAGAUGCUCAGCAGCUGCAGCCGCUGCAGGUGUACCAGGCGCCCCUCAGCCUGGCCACUGUGCCUCACCAGGCCCUGGGCCGCACCCAGUCCUCACCUGCUGCCCCUGGGGGCAUGAAGAGCCCCCCGGACCAGCCCACCAAGCACCUCUUCACCACAGGUGUGGUCUACGACACGUUCAUGCUGAAGCACCAGUGCAUGUGCGGCAACACACACGUGCACCCCGAGCACGCUGGCCGGAUCCAGAGCAUCUGGUCUCGGCUGCAGGAGACAGGCCUGCUCAGCAAGUGUGAGCGGAUCCGGGGUCGCAAAGCCACGCUGGACGAGAUCCAGACGGUGCACUCCGAAUACCACACCCUGCUCUAUGGGACCAGCCCCCUCAACCGACAGAAGCUGGACAGCAAGAAGCUGCUCGGCCCCAUCAGCCAGAAGAUGUACGCCAUGCUGCCUUGUGGGGGCAUCGGGGUGGACAGCGACACCGUGUGGAAUGAGAUGCACUCCUCCAGUGCCGUGCGCAUGGCGGUGGGCUGCCUGGUGGAGCUGGCUUUCAAGGUGGCGACGGGGGAGCUCAAGAAUGGUUUUGCCAUCAUCCGGCCGCCGGGACACCACGCGGAGGAAUCCACAGCCAUGGGAUUCUGCUUCUUCAACUCUGUAGCCAUCACAACCAAACUCCUGCAGCAGAAGCUGAAUGUGGGCAAGGUUCUCAUCGUGGACUGGGACAUUCACCACGGCAAUGGCACCCAGCAAGCAUUCUACAACGACCCCUCCGUGCUCUACAUCUCCCUGCAUCGCUAUGACAAUGGGAACUUCUUUCCGGGCUCUGGGGCUCCUGAAGAGGUUGGCGGAGGGCCGGGCGUGGGGUACAAUGUGAACGUGGCAUGGACGGGAGGUGUGGAUCCCCCCAUCGGAGACGUGGAGUACCUAACGGCCUUCAGGACAGUGGUGAUGCCCAUUGCCCACGAGUUCUCACCUGACGUGGUCCUGGUCUCCGCCGGGUUUGAUGCUGUUGAGGGACACCUGUCUCCGCUGGGUGGCUACUCUGUGACCGCCAGAUGUUUUGGCCACUUGACCAGGCAGCUGAUGACGCUGGCAGGGGGCCGGGUGGUGCUGGCCCUCGAGGGAGGCCAUGACUUGACUGCCAUCUGUGAUGCGUCUGAGGCCUGUGUCUCCGCUCUGCUCAGCGUGGAGCUGCAGCCCUUGGACGAGGCAGUCUUGCAACAAAAGCCCAACGUCAACGCAGUGGCCACGCUAGAGAAAGUCAUCGAGAUCCAGAGCAAACACUGGAGCUGUGUGCAGAGGUUCGCUGCUGGUCUAGGCCGUUCCCUGCGGGAGGCCCAGGCAGGUGAGACAGAAGAGGCUGAGACUGUGAGCGCCAUGGCCUUGCUGUCGGUGGGGGCCGAGCAGGCCCAGGCUGCUGCAGGCCGGGAGCACAGCCCCAGGCCGGCAGAGGAGCCCAUGGAGCAGGAGCCUGCCCUGUGACGCGCUGGCCCCCAUCCCUCUGGGCUUCAUCAUUGUGAUUUUGUUUAUUUUUUCUAUUAAAAAACAAAAAGUCACACAUUCAACAA